AUGAUGAACUUCAAUGGCCAGGUUACUCGGCGAAAUGUUAACAUGGGAUCAAGGGCCCCUAGAAAAACUAGGGACACAAUCUUGAAGAACGCUGAACUGGAAAGGGCUAGAAGACAAAGGGAAAGGGCGGAAAUCAAUGCUGUGUUGACGAUUCAGAGAUACAUGCGGAAGAGAAUAUCCAACAAUUUGAUAUUUCACAGGUUGGUUAAGCAAAGUUUGACGGAUAAAACCGCGGCGUCGAUUUUGAAAGUCUUUUCGAAAAGGCUAUACGCAUACCUUGAGCCCAAUGAAUUUGUGUAUCUUAUCAAUCGUACGGUUGCAGACUCUUCGGCAUUAUUUCUAUUCAGUAAUAUGCUAGGUGAUGUGUCCGAAAGAAAGACUUCUGAAGAGUUAGAUACAAUACUCAUGCGUUCAGUGAAAUCUCUUGACACACCAGCCGCAAGUGAAACUCAUAUACAUAACAAACUGAAAUUCGUUCUUAACUGCCCUUACCUUAUUACUGAUGAACAACUCAGUGCACUAACACAACCUUCCUGCAACAGUAGCGGUGAAUAUGAAAAUUAUUGGAAUGAUUUAUAUUUCAUUUCAAGCCUGCAUACCAUGAAGAAGGAGAAUUAUUUAUUAUUCAUAAGUGCUCUAUUCUCGUCAGAAUUGAAACCGCAGCUUCAAUGUGCAUUGGAUCGCAACAAAGAUGAUAUGGCUAACUACGUUGUUAAUUUCUUAGCAGCCUUCAAGGGUAUCAAGGAAGCUACUCUAUCAGUCCACACCUCAUGGUUCGUUAUCAUAUGUUCAAAGCUAAAUGAACCACUUAGUAUCGAUGUCAGGCUUAUUGAUGACAAUCUACAGGAAUCUCUACUAAAUUGUUUUGAUUGGCUCAAAGAAGAGUCUUCUUCCUAUUGGAAAGGUAUUCAUUUCUUUUUGAGUCAACUUCCGUCAAUGCAGCGCAAUUCUAUUUUGAUGUCAAUAUUGACAAACACUCAUAUAAGAAAUGAUCUUCUUGAACUACUCUGUGAUGAUUCCGUAGCUGCUAAUUUGAAUGCGUUCUCUGUUUGUUCCCAAAUGCUAAACUUUUACAUCCCAUUGUCGCCUGAUGAUCAACUAUUUAAGACUAUAAUAACGAGAGAUCGAUUACAGGCCCUUUCAAUAAAUAUUGCAAAGCUUCUAAUAUCAAGCAUUUUGGGCUCGGACACCUUUAUCCCCUCCCAGGAACUAGACACCUUCAUCGAACUCAUGUGGAACCUCAUAUACUUAGAUUCUAGGGUUCAAUUCCUCAAGAAAGGGACAAGCACCUUUUGGGAUUUGGUUCCUGAGGAAAUGCAUAACUUAAACAUCAAAAAAGAGAUAUUAGAAUUCGAGCAGUAUUAUAGAGCGUACCUGGUACGCUUCGAGGAGAUGGAUCUAAAUGAGGACGAGAUGUUUGACAAGAAAAAGUUUAUUGACCAGAAUAUCAAAGGACAGUACUUGGACGAUUUAAAAUCCAAAAGAAGGGGAUCUUCUAGUAAAAUCCGGAAACUUGAGUUAUUAUUUAAGUUUCCAUUCAUGAUCAAAUUCUUUGAAAGAGUUGACUAUUUUAAUGAUUUGAUAGAGGCUGAUAAGAUCAGAAUUUACAGUCGUAACAGCUUUUUUGGUGUGUUUCCUGGUGAAAAUAGGUUAAGAUCAACCAUACGGAGAGAGCACGCAUUGGAAGAUGCUUAUAAUGCCUACGGUGCGGUAGGCGAGAUGUUUAAAGAAAAACUCGGAAUACAAUUUGUGAAUGAAUUCGGUCCUGAGGCCGGUAUAGAUGGUGGAGGUAUCACGAAGGAAUUUUUACAAACGUUAGUCCAAGAAGGCUUCAUUAAUCAGCCUUUCAAAUUAUUCGACACAACAUCAUUCAAUAAACUUUAUCCUUCUAAGAAUGUUUCCCCCCAAAAUUUGAAGUACAUUUCUUUCAUGGGGAAGAUUUUGGGAAAGUGCUUAUAUGAAAAUAUUUUGGUUGAUGUUGAAUUAGCAGAUUUCUUUUUGAAGAAGAUUCUCAACGUUGAAAAUAACAUGAACGUGCCAUUCAAUGAUCUAUAUUCUUUAGAUCCUGAAUAUUAUAGAAACUUGAUGAAACUCUUGGAGAUGUCAGAGAAUGAGCUAGCGUAUAUGGAUUUAUACUUUGAGGUUCCUGAUGCACCAAAUGGUAAACGGAUACCAUUAAUCAAGGAUGGCUUGUCUACAAAGGUAACGCAGAAGAAUGUUUUCGAAUACAUUACUCGCAUUUCUCAUUAUAAGUUGAACUUACAAUUAUACACUGUGACCAGUAGGUUCAUUACUGGUCUUUCGUAUAUGAUACCUGCACAUUGGUUGAGAAUGUUCACAUCAUAUGAAUUGAAGACCCUAAUCAGUGGUUCUGAGAAAGAUUUCGACCUCGAAGACUUAAAGAAAAACACGUCAUAUGGUGGCUUCUCGGAAAGCAGCGUCACAAUCCAACAUUUCUGGCAAGUACUGAGUAGUUUUACACCAGAAGAAAGGCGAAAAUUUCUAAAAUUCGUCUUUUCUGUCCCCACAGCGCCGCUCAAAGGCUUCCAUUCUCUAAAUCCAUUAUUUGGGAUACGUAACGCUGGUGAUGAAACUGAUAGACUACCCACAGCAUCAACGUGCAUCAAUUUAUUGAAGUUACCUGAUUAUCAAAAUUAUCAUACAUUGAGAGAGAAAUUACUCACAGCAAUUAAUUCAGAUUCGAGGUUUGAACUAUCUUGA
Kluyveromyces lactis is the source of this 2721-nucleotide messenger RNA. RefSeq names its product ubiquitin-ubiquitin ligase HUL5 (gene HUL5). The transcript has a single exon. NCBI's taxonomy places the organism in Eukaryota, Fungi, Ascomycota, Saccharomycetes, Saccharomycetales, Saccharomycetaceae. Gene Ontology annotation, molecular function: ubiquitin protein ligase activity. The record is from RefSeq and is a predicted model, not a curated record. Bases 1 to 2721 code for a protein of 906 amino acids. Gene Ontology annotation, biological process: protein polyubiquitination; ubiquitin-dependent protein catabolic process.